This is a messenger RNA of Gaeumannomyces tritici R3-111a-1, 189 nucleotides long. RefSeq lists its product as hypothetical. The transcript has a single exon. The coding region runs from base 1 to 177 and encodes 58 amino acids. NCBI's taxonomy places the organism in Eukaryota, Fungi, Ascomycota, Sordariomycetes, Magnaporthales, Magnaporthaceae. The record is from RefSeq and is a predicted model, not a curated record.
AUGGGCUGCACGGCGCUGCGGGAUGUCGAUGCCCGCGCUCGACUGGCCCACACGGGUCUCGUUGUCUACGAUGAGAUCCACAAGUACAAAGGCGCGACUGAAAAAGAAAGUACUGGACCGACCCAACUCGUGAAGAGGCUCUGCGAGGACUGCCGCCCCAAUGAUGAUCAGAUGUAGAUGAUCAUCUGA